AGUGAGAGUGUUAAUUGAAAUCAAGUUAUAUUUGUGCCGAUAUUUGAUGAACAAGCAGCGUAGUCAGAUAACAGCGAUGACUUUUACAAAUCUGACAUUGAAAACGCGAGAAAUGGGGGAUGGAACAUUUAGCCCGAAGGGUUAGAGAAGGAAAUACCUACAAUGUAUCUGGCAGGAGAAGAGCGUACGGCUCGUCUGGCGAUGAGCAGAAAGGAAAGUGUGCCAGAAUAGAAAAAAAUGAAGCCGCGAAUUAAACGGCUAGCCAGUGGCUUUCCAUCUACGUAGUAACGUUCAACCAUUCGUAAGCCCCAACAAGAAAGGACGAUGCCUUCGUUUUUGUGGGAACACGGUGCCAACUGCCAUAACGUCCGCCUCAAUUUCGCUCCGAUCGAAGACACGACAAUCUCUUCUAAAAUUGCUAUGGAUUUUCAAGUGACAAAUGGGUUCCGAGUUGUGUCAACAUUCUCAGCCAAUCUUCGUGAACCAGGCAACAUUCCUCACGGGUUUCGCUACCGGUCCCCCAAGUUAAGCGUUCGCCAAUCACCAAAGGGAAUCGGACCGUAUCCACGAGGAUGAUUCUGUACGAGACGCGUUUGCAAGCCUGUUUCUCUUAACGUCUCCAUUCCGCGAGUCGUCCUAACCGAAGAGGGGCUGAUACGAGCCUGCCUGGAGAGGUCACGGGGUGGAGGCGCGAUAAAAAUAAAGAAAAUGGGGGUGCCGGAUGUAGAGCAGGCUAAGAGACGGCUCCAGGAUAUUCUGAGGAAGGCACAGAAGCUCGAGAUACCCACGCAAGAAGUGAUCUCGACACGGACCGCCCAGAAGCUUCUUGCCAGGUCGAGGAACGUCCUGGCAUGGACGAUCUGGAUCACCGUUUUUGUCCUGUUGCUCACCGGUGUGGUGUACGCGCGUUGGCCCACCAGCCACGAGGUCGAGACCAUUAGGACUGUUCUCAGGCGAACGUGCUCUGGCGCGGCGUCCGGAGAGUUUUCGGAGCGCGUGGCAGCCCUUUUACACUCCUCCUCUACUCAAGACGACUGCUAGUCCUGGUAGAGGGCUGUUCUACUUUCCUCGAAGCCAACAGAGCCAACGCGACGGACAACUCGAAGAUGUACUGCUAUACAUACACCGUCACAGCACUCGCGCAUCGAGUCGUUCACCGUUCUUAAAGUAACGGCGGCGUUUCGUUCAAUUUUCAACCGUUUUUACGUGCUCAUGCUCGCCGAUUUUUCUUAACCAUUUUUGGUAACGCGUCACGUACUUCCGAGUUUCAGUUCACAUUCGAAACUCUCUUUCCGCGGAGGAACAUGUGUUCACACGUUCGCAUCGAACGACGCAAAUAUGUCCCGAAAAUCCUUUUAUACAAAUUAUCAAAAGCGUUUUAUCGUCUCUAUUGUGUGGACGAUGUGGCAAUUUUUAAUUCUGACAAUUUUUGUAAUCUUUUUUAACACCAUCAUUAUAAGCGAAACGUGUGUAAGCUAAUAGAAUCUCCAAGACGAUGAAAAACCAGCCCUCCUUAUCCCUUAAGUAUCCAAGGCGUGAAAAAUCUAUGGCGAACAGCAAAAGAGGAGAGCUCGCGAAACGCGGGCAGGCGAGACCGGCGGGGUCUCCGCGGUCUCGUUAAAAAGCAUUUGUUACCUUUCCUGGCGGGUGUGUAAUUAUAUUUGUAGAGUUCCACCGUCGGGCGAGGGAAAGAGAGAACCGAGGAACGACUUUCGGCUGGUUCUCUCAUUGGGUUAAAAAACACCAGCGAACAUCGGGACGUGUUUACGUUCCCGCGCGGUGGACAUCCUCGAUCCGGCGCGAAAAAUGUCGAAUCGGAGAACGGAGUUUCCUCGAAAAUUACACGAAUCGGUCAGCGGCGAAAGCCCCGCGCUGCUGUUUGCUCUUUUUUCGGGCCACGACAGGAAACGCGAUCGUGUCCGUCAGGACGAAAAAUGAAGAGGAGGAGAGGGAGGAUAAAACGACUAGAUAGAGUAGACGGAACGAGACCAGGAAGAAAGAGAGAGGGAAUUCGGACGGAUGAAAUGGGCGGCGAUCUUGGUAGCUACAGGGCAGCCGUGAAGUUUCCAGGUACAUAGCUCGAGCAAAUGGCCAGCAGCGCUGUAGAUAAGCUCGAAAAAAACUGUCACACUCGUGGACCAAAGAAAGCAACAGGAAUGAAACCGGAUGGAGAGAAAAAAAUUGGUCGAGAAGGAUCCGGGCAGAACAUGGAAAAUAGCGCGUCGGAAAAUCGUCGCGUGACGCGAUGUAUCGAUCCCCCGAGCGACGAUCGAUGGCUCUGCGAGUGAACAAAAGACCCAUCGAAACUCGAAACGCUUCGGAGGUCAAUUAAUAUGCGAUUGAAAGCCGCGUAAAAUAAAAGUCAGGUCUUCUCUUUCCUGUUAACAACUUUCUUAUAAAACUAAAGCAAUUGAAGCAUAAAAAUUUCAAUUCUCUAAAAGUCAAGCAGUUUAUUACUUUUUCUGUACCCUUGUUACGUAUUCGAUAAGCAGAGUCGUCCUACGAUUUAACGUUCAAGUAAAUGACUGAAUAAACAUUAAUUAUGUUGUUCGAUUAAAAGUGCAAUGACUGAAUAGUGAGAAUUCCAUAUUUUAUAGAGAAUUCUCUCGGUUCAGUUUAUGUUACAUUAAAACACGUGGAAUAACAAUUUGUUGAAAAUUAUAUAAAGAACGACCAUUCCAAAUAAUUCACUCAAUGGUUAACGUAGUGGAAAAACACAAUACGAAUAUAGGGUGGAGAAAAUAACUGGGACGUUGUUUUUUUCACAUAGAUAUAUACGUGUUUUUUUGUAUAUAUACCUAUAUAUUUGUCGAGCGCAAUAAUAGACCAUGCUGCACGACAAAGAAUUUCGUCGUUGACAAUUUACGAUAGGGAGCUGCGGACAUUGUGGAAAAAUAUCGCUGGAAAACAGAACUAUAAACACCGACUGUUCGUUCCGAACGCAAAACUGGAUAUCUACCUGGACUGAAAAAAGUGUGCACAUAAAACUGACAACAAAUGCAACGACCUACAUACCACUAAAAAGAAAGUAAGAACACUUAAGGUCCAAGUAAAUUUCAGAAAUUACCAUAUUCAUUUAACUCGACCACCUGUUCCAAAAAA
Messenger RNA from Ceratina calcarata, 3102 nucleotides. RefSeq lists its product as uncharacterized. The record is from RefSeq and is a predicted model, not a curated record. Bases 709 to 1041 code for a protein of 110 amino acids. The transcript is spliced from 5 exons. Lineage: Eukaryota; Metazoa; Arthropoda; Insecta; Hymenoptera; Apidae.